AGCUGCAUCUCGUCUUUCAAGCCUCUUCCCCCGAACUAGGAAGGAGCUAUAUCACUGUCACAGCCUCACCUCUCACUCGCUCUCUCGCUCUCUCUCUCUCUCUCUCUCCGCCAGAUCUGGAAAUUUCCGAACCAUGAAAAGUUCUCAUCCAUUGGAUCUGUAUAUCUUCUGAUCCUCUGGAACCUAAAUUUCCAGCCGUUGGAUCGGAAACCGAUCAAAAUGAGGCGACCUGGGGAUUUCUUGGGAAGGCGCGGUCAUCGGCAGCUGAGGCAUCUGAGCAGUCGAAUGUGGGGGCUGGCCGGACGGUUGUCCGUUGCAAUCUUCGUCCUCUUCUUCUGCACCAUUUUGACGUUUUCUUCAAUGAAGGGAAACCGAACGGCGAUUCGAUCGGAGCAGAUCAAAUUGGAUGAGCUUUGGGGAACGGCUGCUUCUGCCGGUUGGAGGCCGUCCUCUGCUCCCCGAUCUGACUGGCUCCCUCCUCCAACUGAGAGCAAUGGUUAUUUAAGGGUUCGUUGUAAUGGUGGCCUAAAUCAACAACGCACUGCAAUAUGUAAUGCGGUUCUUGCUGCUCGAAUCAUGAAUGCAACACUUGUGCUGCCCGAAUUGGAUACGAAUUCCUUUUGGCAUGAUGAGAGUGGUUUUCGUGGUGUGUAUGAUGUUGAGCAUUUCAUCAAGUCACUGAGGUAUGAUGUACGGAUUGUUGAAAGUAUUCCUGAGAUUCAUGAACGUGGUAAGACCAAGAAGAUGAAAGCUUUUCAGCUUCGUCCCCCUAGAGAUGCUCCUCCCAGUUGGUAUACCACGGUUGCAUUGGAGAAGAUGAAGGAGCAUGGUGCCAUUUACCUCACUCCCUUUUCACAUCGUUUGGCAGAAGAGAUUGAUAACCCUGAAUACCAGAGGCUGAGAUGCCGAGUGAAUUACCACGCACUUAGGUUUAAGCCACACAUUAUGAAGCUAAGUAAUGCGAUAGUUAGUAAGCUUCGUGCGCAGGGUCACUUUAUGGCAAUACACCUUCGGUUCGAGAUGGACAUGCUUGCGUUUGCUGGGUGCCUAGACAUAUUUACCCCUCAAGAACAGAAAAUACUGAAGAAAUACCGGGAGGAAAAUUUUGCAAAGAAAGAACUUGUGUACAACGAAAGGAGAGCCAUUGGAAAAUGCCCCUUAACUCCAGAAGAGGUAGGUCUUAUCUUGCGAGCCAUGGGAUUUGACAAUUCCACACGUAUAUAUCUAGCUGCUGGUGAAUUGUUUGGUGGGGAACGUUUUAUGAAGCCGUUUCGAGCUAUGUUUCCUCACCUGGAGAACCACAACACAGUGGGCCCUGCCGAAGAGAUAGCUGACAAUACCCGUGGCCUGGUUGGUGCUGCAGUGGACUACAUGGUGUGUCUCCUUGCAGACAUUUUCAUGCCGACAUACGACGGCCCAAGCAACUUUGCCAACAACCUCAUGGGCCACCGCCUGUACUAUGGCUUCCGGACUACGAUUCAACCCAAUAGAAAAGCUCUUGCCCCUAUCUUCAUAGAUCGUGAGAAAGGCCGGACGGCCGGAUUCGAGGAAGCCAUCCGGAAAGUCAUGUCAAACACCAUAUUUGGUGGGGCCCAUGAGCGUGUCCGGCCCGAGUCAUUCUACACGAACUCGUGGCCUGAGUGUUUCUGCCAGACCUCACCACGGAACCCUGCUGACAAGUGUCCGCCGGAGAAUGUCCUUGAAGUUCUGAACAGCCGCUUGCAGGUUGAGGAAAGCGAGGAUUCAGAAUCUGAGAAUCCAUCAAAUUCAACUGGCACCGCGGAGUAACAAAAGAGGUUUAAUUGUGCGGUUGGUGGGGUUUUGUUUUCUUGUUUCUUUUUUCUUUUCUCCACCCGGGAAAGCAGUUUUUUACCAGACGAAUGAGAGAUGAAAGGAUGAGCUGUCUGCUGUAACUGAGUUGGGUAUUCUUUGGGAUUCGGAGCAUUGUUGAGUGGUUAUAAAUCGGAAAUUGGGGAAAUUGGGUUCCUGAGGGAUGAAUGUGGUACUGAUGUAUGCUUUGAAACACAAUAUGUAAUAUAGAAAUAGAAAACCUUUUGUAACCAUUUUUAAAAAACCAAUUUGGAGAAGAAAGUCAUGUAUCAUCUUGUGUUCUCUAUAUAUAGCACUAACUUCGUUGGACCUGUUGCUAGUGGAGAUUUACCUUU
Messenger RNA from Magnolia sinica, 2165 nucleotides. RefSeq names its product O-fucosyltransferase 1. The record is from RefSeq and is a predicted model, not a curated record. The transcript has 9 exons. Bases 220 to 1788 code for a protein of 522 amino acids. Gene Ontology annotation, cellular component: trans-Golgi network; endosome; cytoplasm. NCBI's taxonomy places the organism in Eukaryota, Viridiplantae, Streptophyta, Magnoliopsida, Magnoliales, Magnoliaceae.